Anopheles funestus (African malaria mosquito) is the source of this 1715-nucleotide messenger RNA. RefSeq names its product mitochondrial carrier homolog 2 (gene Mtch). Bases 245 to 1246 code for a protein of 333 amino acids. The transcript has 5 exons. The record is from RefSeq and is a predicted model, not a curated record. Lineage: Eukaryota; Metazoa; Arthropoda; Insecta; Diptera; Culicidae.
CGCAUUUUUGUUUUAAUAUUUGAAAAGAAUACAAAAAAACUGCGUCAUGUUCAAUGGCCUUCAACGCUUCAAGCGUUCAUUAGCUGUCAACGAAUGAAUUCCUCGACUCAAUUAUUCCUUUUUACCGAGAAAAACAGCCGAUGCACCGUAACAUUGUUGUUUUCUUUACGGUGCAGGAAUAAAUAGUCAAUAGUGACCGAAUUUGAUUGUGAUCAAAUAAGCUAGAACAACGAAAAACUAAAGAAUGGCAUACUAUAGCAUGCCAAAGGCUUCGGCUGAGCUUAAACGAAAGGAAGAGGACGAGGUCGAUUCUACGUUAAGAUUUGGAUUUAGGCUACUUUGCUCGACGGCACUGCAUCCGCUCGAAUAUGCCAAAACUCUCAUUCAGCUCGGUUAUGAACCAAUCGCACCUCGUCCCGGACGGACCCUGUUUGGUGCGAAACGUAUGAUGCUACCAAACAUUUUCCAGUAUGCUGCGUACAUCAAGAGCGUUGAUGGGUUUAUCGGAUGUUUCCGAGGCCUCAGCCCAAAGAUUCUAGGUAAUGUUUUGAGCUCAUACUAUGCAGAAAAAUUGUCCGUCGUAUUGGUGGGCAAAAUGUCCACCCGCUUCGAUGAUCCCAGUUUUAAUUGGUUCGAAGCCAAUCUUGAUGAUAUCAACGAGUACAUGGAAACAAAGGAUGGUGUGGUUGAAGCCAUGCCGGGUGGUAUGCUACGCAAAGCCGUGGCACACGUAUGCGGCGUAGUCAUUUCCCACCCAUUCCAUGUGAUUUCCAUCCGCAUGAUGGCACAGUUUAUCGGCCGGGAGCAUAUGUACGAUGGAUUGUUUGGCUCGAUAAAGGAAAUCUGGUUGCACGAAGGCAUCUCUGGAUUCUUUUCGGGAAUUAUUCCUCGCUUGUGGAUGGAUUUCUGUUGCCUGACAAUUACUAGCGGAAUCACCUACCUGGUCGCAAAGUACCUAGGAGCAAACAAAACUGUCUGCGGCCACGUAAAUAACAUUGCGCACUUUUCGGUCACUAGUGUGUUUUACCCGUACCAUGUCGUAUCCACCUGUAUGGCCGUCCAUGGAUCCAGAUUAAAGGCCGGUAAUCCGCCACUGAUGGAUUAUUACGUCAACUGGAACGAUUGUUACGCACGUCUGCUUUUGCAACGACAGCAUAAGCGAGGAUCGUCAUUCUUUUUCCGCGCCGUUGCUAGCACACCUGCCAAGAUGAACGGUGCAUUUGCUCCAUAUCCGGAACUGAAGUAAAGCGCACGGAACACAACAUUCAUUACCGUUUCACGGUACACCGUUUUGCUUGAAUAUUUAACAUUCUGCUCCGUUAUUUUCCUACCAAAACCAAAGUGGUAUUGCACAGCUUGAUGGUAGUUUUCCAGUUAGUGUUCUAUUGUUCUAUUCAUUUUUCUUUGCUUUUUCAUCUCGGUUUUUUUGUUUCUUUGACAAUCGAACGUUUCAUUGCAUUUAUCUUUUCGGUGGAAAAAAUUAUAAACUACACAUUAUUACGCACGUUUGCUAUUAAUGAAUCCACCGCCAGGCUAGAAACACAAAUGGCGAACAUUUCGUAGAGGGAAAUAUUAUUGCACACAGUGCGCAAUACAAAAAAAACAUUUAAAAGCAAAACGUUAAAUACCUCUUCGAACAAACAGUAGUCAGUCAGAAUACAGAUAAGAACCAAAACAUAAAAACAAACGCAAAAUCGUGGUGUUGUAAAAUAAUG